UUCACAGAAGUCCCUCAUGACAUGACGGCACAGAGCGGGCAGGACGUAGAGAUGGCCUGUUCGUUCAGAGGAGCCGGUUCUCCGUCCUAUUCGCUGGAGAUCCAAUGGUGGUACAUCAGGAACCACAGAGAGUGGACCGACCAGCAGACGUGGAGCACAAACCAGGUGAUGCCACAGAAUGAGAUGUCAAAGGACGCCACCAAAAUCAGUGUGGUGAAAGUGGCCGGAAGCAACAUUUCCCACAAGCUGCGUCUGUCCAGCGUGAAGCCGUCGGACGAGGGCACGUACGAAUGCCGCGUCAUCGACUUUAGCGACAGUAAGCUGCGUCACCACCGCGUGCGGGCGUAUCUGCAGGUGCAGCGGCUGGAGGAAGAGCAGCAGCAGGACGUCCCGCAACACAAACACCAACACAAAUCUGGCCGAGAGCUCAGGAAGAGAUCCACCGACGACAGCACCACUGACUGCACUGACAGCUGCGUGCUUUAGACACACACACACAGAAGCCAAAACACACACACACGAGGAGGAUAGUUCACCAGACAAGGAGAAAUCUGUCAUUUACUCGCGCUCAUGUUGUUUUAAACCUGUUUAACUUAACUUUUUUUUAAUUUAUAUAUAUUAAUUCAUAGAUGAAACUAAGAUGGAUAUGAUUUAAGCUUUAUCUUGUUUUAUUUUUGCACAUUUGCAGAUAUUUUAUAUUUUAUUACAUUGAACAUUGAAAAACAUGAGUGUUUUUACAUCAUUUUACUUCCUUUUUUUAUGAUGUUUUAUGUUUUUAAGUGUUUUUAUAUUUCGUUUUUUGUUUAAGUGACAUAAAUAUAUAUAUAUACACUACCUGACAAAAGUCUUGUCAUGGAUCCCAGUUGUAAGAGCUACGAAUAAUAACUUGACUUCUAGUUGAUCAUUUGGAAAAGUGGCAGAAGGUCGAUUUUUCUUAUGAAUCAUCUGUUGAGCUGCAUCCCAAUCAUCACAAAUACUACAGACCUACUGGAACCAGCAUGGACCCAAGAUUCUUAGAGAAAUCAGUCAAGUUUGGUGAAGGAAAAAUCAUGGUUUGGGGUUACAUUCAGUAUGGGGGCGUGCGAGAGAUCUGCAGAGUGGAUGGCAACACCAACAGCGUGAGGUAUCAAGACAUUUGUGCUGCCCAUUACAUUACAAACCACAGGAGAGGGUGAAUUCUUCAGCAGGAUAGCGCUCCUUCUCAUACUUCAGCCUCCACAUCAAAGUUCCUGAAAGCAAAGAAGGUCAAGGCGCUGCAGGAUUGGACUGCCCAGUCCCCAGAAAUGAACAUUAUUGAGCAUGUCUGGGGUAAGAUGAAGGAGGCAUUGAAGAUGAAUCCAAAGAAUCUUGAUGAACUCUGGGAGUCCUGCAAGAACGCUUUCUUUGCCGUUCCAGAUGACUUUAUUAAUCAGUGAAGUCAGAUCUUACUGUCCUAAUUAAAUAAUUAAAAAUCAAGGCAUGGUCAUAUUUUACUGUGGUAAAAUAAGCGUAAUCUAGAGGCCUUUGCCUUUCAUAUAAGCCACUUCUGAUACCAAAUGAUCAACUAGAAGUCAAGUUAUUAUUUGCUGUUCCUAAAACUUGGAUAGGCGACAAUACUUUUGUCAGGUAGUGUGUAUGUAUUGAAGUAUUAAACAUAUAUAUGCAUUGAAGCUUUGGUUUAUUUCAUCAUUUUUUAUAUUUAAAUAGUCUCUGAAGAUCUUAUUUAUAGUGAUUUUUGCUUGCUUUUCUGUUUGUUUGUUUGUUUUAUUCAAUUAUAUUCUGUUUCACUUUCAAUUCAAUUUUAAAUCCAUUUAUUAAAUGGUGUAUUUUGAGUUAAUGUAAUGCUAAUUAAACUUUUCUUAUUAUUAUUAUUUUUUAAAAUUAUU
Messenger RNA from Danio aesculapii, 1865 nucleotides. It is a transcript of the gene vstm2la, whose product is annotated as V-set and transmembrane domain-containing protein 2-like protein. Bases 22 to 486 code for a protein of 154 amino acids. Lineage: Eukaryota; Metazoa; Chordata; Actinopteri; Cypriniformes; Danionidae. The record is from RefSeq and is a predicted model, not a curated record. The transcript is spliced from 3 exons.